This is a messenger RNA of Cutaneotrichosporon cavernicola, 780 nucleotides long. RefSeq lists its product as uncharacterized. The transcript is spliced from 3 exons. The record is from RefSeq and is a predicted model, not a curated record. The coding region runs from base 1 to 780 and encodes 259 amino acids. Lineage: Eukaryota; Fungi; Basidiomycota; Tremellomycetes; Trichosporonales; Trichosporonaceae. Gene Ontology annotation, molecular function: oxidoreductase activity.
AUGAGUAUCAACCGCGUCAUCCUCGUCACGGGCGCUUCGGCUGGUAUUGGCCGCGCGUGCGCCAUAGGCCUCUCCAAGGCGUUUCCGAGCCCGACGCAUCCCGAGCCAUUGGUCCUGGCGCUUGUGGGCCGGCGCGAGGACGAGCUCAACGCCACGGCAGCACUUUGUCGUGAGGGGACGGUGACUGAGGUGCUGCGUGGUGACGUGAGCUCGGACGAGGAUGUGGGUCGAAUCUUCCGCACGAUACAGGACAAGUAUGGGCGGCUGGAUGUACUUUUCAACAACGCCGGCGUCAACCUCACAAAGGGAAGUGCGCUCGAGGACAAUGACAUGGACAAGUUCCGCAUGACGCUCGACAUCAACGUCAUGGGUGCGGUGCUGUGUACCGCCGAGGCGAUCAAGAUCAUGAAGGCCCAAACACCCCCGGGUGGGCGGAUCAUCAACAACGGCUCGAUCUCGGCGUGGUCUCCUCGUCCCGAUAGCACGGCUUACACCGUGUCUAAGCAUGCGAUCUUGGGGUUGACACGGAGUACAUCCCUCGAUGGACGCAAGUAUGGGAUCACGGCGACGCAGCUCGAUAUCGGAAACGCACUCACCAAUCUCAGCAGCAAGAGUGCCAAGGGCGUGCCCCAGGCGGAUGGGAGAAUUGCGGCCGAGCCCAUGAUGCCCGUCGAGCGGGUGGCUGAGACGGUUGCGUUCAUCGCGGCGAUGCCACCUGAUGCGGAUGUGCUGCAGCUGACAGUCAUGGCGCCGUCGAUGCCAUUCGUAGGUCGCGGAUAG